AGCAAUGAUUUGCGGAAGUUAACAUUAUUUAACAUUUAAACUGUUAUCGCCUUACUUAAAUGUACUAAGUAAUCGGUUACUCGAAUUUCAAGGCCUAAUAAUUAACAGCCCGAUUGCAAAUAUAGACAAGUUAGUUUCGUCGUCGGAUAUUGCUUAAGUACAAGAAAUCAAACGCGAAAUCAAUCCGAGCAACCGAGGCCCGUGUAUACCGAACACAAGUCAUAGUUAAGAACCGACCAUCGCGAGUGAAAGUAAUGUUUACAUGACGUAACAAACUCUAAACGUAAACAUAUUCAUAUUUUUUUAUGAAUCAUGGAUUACGAGACGAAAUAAUUAAAAACUACGUAUGUUGUCAUAGUAUCAACUCAAACAUUUAAAAUUAUUAACCAUUCAUUAUCCAACCAUAGAGCGUAUAGCAAUGCUCGGGCUGAUUUAUUUUAUUUUUAUAACUUCGAUCGUCGCGGUCCUAGUCGGACUGUGGCAGAAGAACACAAAUGUUCUGUGCAAGUCGAAGAAGAAUCUUGAAGGGAAAACGGCGAUCGUCACCGGUGGGACUUCCGGUAUGGGCCUCCGGAUAGCUACUGAUUUUGCGAGUAGAGGCGCAAAGGUCAUAGUUGCUUGUCCCUUUAUAGAUGAAGGUACUAACGGACGUAAACAUAUUAUAGAGAGAACUGGAAAUGAGAAAGUGAUCUUCAAACUACUCGAUCUAUCGUCUAUAACAUCGAUACGGAAGUUCUCCAGCGAGAUUCUUCAAACUGAGGAGCGUUUGGAUAUCCUAGUGAAUAACGCCGGUGUUGGUAUCGGUUUUGACUAUCUCACGAAGGAUGGAAUGAAUUUUAUCAUGCAAGUUAAUUAUUUUGGUAGUUUCCUACUCACUAUCCUCUUACUUCCGUUGUUACUGAAGACUGGUAAACCAGGAGAGCCCGCGCGUAUCGUGAAUACAUCAUCGGUUCUUCACAACAUCGGUGUAGUCGACUUUACGAACAUAAAUCGUUUAAACUACUGGUACGGCAUACAAUGUUAUGGAAACAGCAAACUGUGUCUAGUUCUAUUCGCACACGAGUUAACAAAGAGGUUAAACAACAAGAACGUUGUAAUUAAUUGUGUGGACCCUGGAGCAGUUGGUACUCCUAUAUUUAACUGCGUGGGCUGGUUCUUAGGCGGAAUCAUCACUUACUUCUUCAAGAACUUCUUCAAAACACCCUGGGAAGGUGCACAGACCGCGAUCCAUGUGGCGUUGGAUAAGAAAGCAGGGGAAGUUAGCGGUCAAUUUUUCAAAAAUUGCAAACUGUCUAGAGCCAAACAAGCGGGGUAUGAUGACAAAAUCGCUGUACAACUUUGGGAGGAAUCUAUUCGCUUAGUGAAAAUGGAUCAAGACGAAGUGUACCAGUGUUUACAACCUUUAAGUUAACAAGUGUUUUUACGCCCCUCUAUUUUUAUUAAAAAACGAUUCGUAAUAAUUACGAAUGGUAUAGGCACAGGACCCGAGCUAAUUAGUAAUGGUGUAGGUUACUUAAUUUGUAUGUAACUAAAGCUAAUAGCUAGGCUAAUGGUGAUUAGUUAUUUUGUGUAUAAACAAUUAAGUGAUGUUUACAAUAAUAUUUAUUUUCUUUGCGUUGUUAGUUAGAAAUGUUGUUUCUAAUAAUAAUUUAAGACGAUGUAAUUGAUAAUGUAUUUUAUUUAAGCGAGCAUGUCCACAUUUAUAAUGUUAAAUAUUGGAAAUUUGUGAUCAAUAAACGUUUCAAUUCAG
Molecule: messenger RNA, 1750 nt
Organism: Pieris napi
Lineage: Eukaryota; Metazoa; Arthropoda; Insecta; Lepidoptera; Pieridae
Product: retinol dehydrogenase 11-like
Exons: 1
Coding region: 419-1411 (330 amino acids)
Source: RefSeq, a predicted model, not a curated record